Molecule: messenger RNA, 4045 nt
Organism: Carassius gibelio (silver crucian carp)
Lineage: Eukaryota; Metazoa; Chordata; Actinopteri; Cypriniformes; Cyprinidae
Gene: ap1ar
Product: adaptor related protein complex 1 associated regulatory protein
Exons: 10
Coding region: 254-1153 (299 amino acids)
Biological process (GO): negative regulation of cell motility; negative regulation of substrate adhesion-dependent cell spreading; regulation of Arp2/3 complex-mediated actin nucleation
Molecular function (GO): AP-1 adaptor complex binding
Source: RefSeq, a predicted model, not a curated record
CAUGUAUGAGUUGUCAGGAAGAAGAUACAAUAAAGGCUUUUAGGCCAGAGCUGAGCAGGCGAGCCAUGGGCGAUAAAUGAUGCCGCUGCGAGAGCGAAGUGUCCACAGGUGACUUACCUGCGCGAACCGGUCGCGUGCCAGAGCUCAAAGUCAUGCAGAAUAAAGUCCUCGUGUCCAGAGCAGUGCGCAAAGAAGCAGGACACGGAUCCGGAAUGGAAGAGUAGCUGAUACAUACACCUGAUCCGUGCAUGCCAUGGGGAACUGCUGGGCUCAAUGUUUUGGGCUCUUUAGAAGGGAAGCAAACAGGAUACAAAGAGGAGGAGGAUCAAAGUACUUCAGAAGCAGCAUAGCUGGGGAACACUAUACCAUUGAGUUUGAAAACCUCGUGGAGAGCGAUGAGGGUGAGAGUUCACAAAGUUGCCCCAGACCCGUGAGUGAAGAGGAGAUUGAUCACUUGAAGGAGCAUCGCUACGCUGCCAUCUCAGACAAACAGGCGCUGAUCGAUGAAAAGCUGAAAGCAGAGUUAGUGGCAGAAGAGGAGAAGUUAAGGCUAGAAGAGGAAGCUGUUUUUGCAGCCCAGCGCGAGGCAGCGCGGCUCGCUAAGGAACAAAAGCUAAAGGAGGGAAAGCAGCCGCUGCAGAGGACCAAACCCAGAUCAGAACCAGAGAGCAAUGACCCUCGGCACAAACCCAAAGCUUCAGAUGCAGAGUUUGAGGUCUACCUGCAGAGUGUGAAGGCUCAGUCUGAAGCGUUUCGCAGUAACAGACUCAGCUCUGAGACUAAUGUGGUGACCCCGAACACAGAGAGCAGCUGGGACUUCACCAGUAAGACUGAUGCCACCUCACUGGACCUGGAGUGGGAGGAUGAGGAGGGAAUGAAUCGGAUGGGUCCUGCAUGGGAGCGUUCCAAAACAGAGGAGGACAUUUUGCGUGCAGCCCUUCGUCCCGGUGGGAAACAGCUGGACAGUGGCCCCACCUCCACCUCGGAGGACUCCAACGCUCUGGAGUGGGAGAACGACUUUGUCAGCGCACAUGCAGAGGACAGCGGUGACCACGGUGAUGAAGACUUUGAGGGAUUUGUUAAUCCAGUAGUGGACACACCCACUGAAGAGGCGGAGCAAAAGGCCAGCUCUGACCAACAGCAGGAGAGAUAGUCUACAGCUAGAGACAGUGAGACUACAGCAACUUCAAAUGCCUCAUUCAGAUUCAGUGUAAUAUGACUACAGACGGUCCAGAUAACCUAAUGCAGAAAACUUAAUUCAUAAUGCAUAACAAGGAACAGAAAUGCCUCAUAUUUUCAACUUGGUCAUGGGUUCAUGAAUGUUUGAAUGCCAUGAAAUUCUGGUCAUGAUGGUUCCCAUAUAUAUAUAUAUAUAUAUAUAUAUAUAUAUAUAUAUACUUUUUAUUUUAUUAUAAUUUCUUUUUUUUUCAUUUGUAUUCUCAUUACUGUAAUGAAGUCAGUGUUUUAAUUUGAGAUUUAUAUUUCAAAUUUUCAGUUAUUUAAUACAAGAGUUUCUUAUUUGUUUUUAAAUUGGCAAAAAAAAAAAUCAUUACAAUACAUUUAAGCAUGAUAUUUCUCAAUUUAAAGGGAUAGUUCUCCCCAAAACAAAAAUUGUUAUCAUUAACUCACCCUCAUGCUGUAACAAACCUGUAAGAGUUUCUUUCUUUUGUUUAAUAGGAAAAAAGAAGGUAUUUAGAAGAAUGUUGCUAACCUGUCAGUUGUUGGUAGCCAUUGAGUUCUAAUAAGAGUUUUAUUUUUUUAUUUUUUUUUAUUUUUUUAUUUUUUAUAUGGCAUAUCAGGUUGACAUUAUGGUAAUAAAAUCUGGGUGGGAAACAAAUUCAGUGGUCCAAAUUUUUAAUUCUUAAAUCUUAAUGGACCUAACCAAAGACUUCAUUUUCUUAAUGCAAGAUCUAAUUUAAUUGGGGAUGAAAUAUGACCUGGUCCUGUUCUUGACCAGAUUUCAUGAGAUUCACUUCAUUAGGUCACCGAUUCAUUAGGAUUUGUGUUCCACAGGUUAAUUUGCUCCUGUGUUGGGUUAUUGGACUCAUCUGUGAUUUUAUUUAUAUUCAUUUCCGUUUGGUAACUGGGUUGAGUUUUUAAAUUAACUCUCGAAAUACUUCAUGUGAUUUAAAAAAAAAAAAAAGAAAAAUAUUUAGUUGAGCCUUAUUUUAGAAGUUUUCAUCGGGGAACUGAAUCAAGUGCAAUUUUAGAAGAUGAGGGAAAUUUCUCAAUAGCCAAUUUUUUUUUUUUUUUUUUUUUUUUUUUUUUUAGAACCAUCCUGUGUUUUUAUUUGUAUGGUUAUUGUGAUGGGUCAUAUCAUGGGCCAUCUCUCAUUUAACGUGUGACUGUCAGGGAAUGAGACACUUGACAGUUUUAAGGGAAAGACCCUUUCUCUAAAGAAAUAUUGCCUCAAGGAUAAAAUGCGUUGGAGCACAUUUAAGUUCCAUAAGUGCUUUUAAAUUGGUCACAUAACUACAUGUCUGCCUGAUGUCUGUGGGUUAAAGGGUUUGUGGUGGAUGCUUCUUGGAAACAGCUAGUAAAUGAGCCUGUUGUUCAUUCUCACAACUGCAUUCUUGGACAAAAUGGGUCUUAAAGAGGGAACAUUCUUUGUGGUGAAACAUAAAUCUUCAUAUGCUACCUCUGGUUUUGAUAAUCCGGAUGUUGUUGAAUGCAUUCAUGCCUAGAAAUGAUCAGUGAUUUGAUUUGGGCAUCCUCCUAAUCUUUCAGGAGCAUGUCCAGGUUGUAUUUAAAAAAAGCAUUUUUUAUUUUUUUUCAGUUGAUUGACAUUAUUUUUUUUUUACUAAGCACAUUUUAUCACCAGUUCUUAUUGCUGUAUUUCCAAAACAUCUUAUUUUAUUUCCUGUAAUGUGAAAAUAAGUCGCUUAAAAUAACACACAAAUAAUCACAGUAGAUAAAAAAAAAAAUGUGUAUAUGAUUAUUAUUAUUAUUUCAUAUAUCGUGGAGGUGAAAUAUAACCUGGACAUGAGGGGAAAAAAAACACUUGUAUUGUAUAUUUAUGGGGAUUUAUGGUAUUCAAUAUUUUUUUUCUAUUUGAUUUUGGGGUUACAUAUGACCUAGACAAUUUUCACUGUUCACACAAAAGCCUAAUAUACAAUGGUUUUAGCUAAAUUAGUUUUGUUAGAAUGAUUCAUAAUUCGGUAAGGAAUCAGCUUUAUGUCAGUCGCUGAAUGCAAAUUGACUCGUCUUCAUCUUGUUUACUACUGUCUGCCGAAUGAACAACCUCAUCCAGUGAUCCCCAUAUUUCCAUCCGAUUGGAGUCUGAAUCCAACCGAAUGCUUUUAAAUAAAUGCUGAUCUUUUAUAUAAUGGAUUGUAAAGCAGAUACUAAAGGCCUUUAUAAGAGCAGUGGAGCCUCGUGUUUGACGAGGCCGAGGUCUGUAAUCUAGUAGUGUUGUCUAGAACAUCAGUGCACAAGAGCUUCUGUACAGCACAAUCAUGUCACGUUAUUUUCUUAUUCUCAAAAGAGAUGUAUCCACGUCAUCUGAAUGUAAAGUACGUGUGAUCAAUGCGGUGUUUUUUCUUUCUGUCUUUUGUGUCGAUCACAUAACUUGUCCUGUUUGAAGAGUUUGGGAGCACAUAUGCAAAGAUAGAUGAAUGUUUGUCCACUGGUCGGAGUUGAACAGGCCCGUAAAUAUCAAUUGUGUGCAAAUGAUGACAUUUGUUUUUGUUGGUGUAUCUAAUUUAAUACAGGGUUAACCGCAGCUUUAACAGAUUCCCAAGUUAACAUUUGGGACUCUUGAUACUAUUACCUGGCCUUUUUUAUGUAUUAGAGCAUGUGUGUAUGUUGUGUGAAUGGAUCAGUAAUGGAUGUUCUCAAUUUAAGGAUAAUGCUGACCAUUCCAGGAAAGGGCCUGGAAUUUUUCCAAAGCGCUUCCCAACUCUUCAACAGAGCUUUGUUGAACACGAGUGUUUGUGAAGAACCGGUCUUAUUUCAGAUAAACUGAAUGUAACUACAGUUUUCAUAAUUACAAUCUACAUGAAACCUUGGGUUAGAUCUGAUUGCUAAUAAACAAAUGGCAUCAUUA